Messenger RNA from Labrus bergylta (ballan wrasse), 1335 nucleotides. NCBI's taxonomy places the organism in Eukaryota, Metazoa, Chordata, Actinopteri, Labriformes, Labridae. The record is from RefSeq and is a predicted model, not a curated record.
AUGAAGCCCCCUCCUCGGAAAUGCUCCAAACCGGAGCUGAGCACCCCCCCUGUGCCCGUGAAGUGGCAGAGACCGGAGCACAUGAAGCUCCUGAGCGGGCUGAAGAGGCAGUCCAGAACCAUCAUGGGGGCCGGAGACCUGGACAGGAGAGGUAUCAGGUGUGUGACCCUCUCUCUCUCUGUUUGUCAGAUGUUGGUCGUCUCGUCCACUGAGCCGCUGACUCUAAGGAACUGUGACCCCCCUAACAUACAGAGACAGACCUCCAAUCAGAGCAGACCCGUGGGACGCACCGUUCCCCCCAGACUCAUCUUCAGACCAACACCUUUAGCAGCCCCCCUCCUGGUCCUGAAGACCCCAGCCCCCACCAUGGGCCCCGCAAGGAGACUCCCAGCUCCCUCAAAAGUGCUUCUAGUCCCUCUACUCCAGGGAGAGCCAUCUACAAAAACUGGAGCCUCUGCUGCCCCCUCCUGUCAGACAGCCACUACUGCAUCCCCCCAGCCUGCGACCCCCCCGUCACCCCGGUUACCCCGCUCCCUCAUUUCAGCACUGGCUACCAAGCCCACUCCCCCCCCUCCCUCAAGCCCAGCAGCUGCCCUCCCUGCCGGAUUAGGUCGAAGCUGCAUGUUGAAGGAGGACAGUCCCAGGAUUAUUGGAGUGAAAUGUGUGGUGGACUUUGAGCAGAUCUACAGAUACCUGAGUGUGAUCCUGAAGCCCGACAAGGAGUGUCACCUGACCCCCAUGGAGGGCGCUAUCAUGCUGGAUCUGCUGAUGUCUCUGCCCGAGGAGCUUCCACAGCUUGACUGCAAAGAGCUGCAGAAACACCUGAAACAGGUGUAUCAGAGCCUCUCCUCCUCCGCUGACUCCAUGACGGCAGGAGACGUGCUCAAAGACCUGCAGGGCCAACUCAGUACUCCGACCGAGUCUCCUGCUGCUCCAGAGAGGGACGAAUCCGACGCUCAGCAGAACCUCACUGAUGCACACAGCGAUGGGGUCGCACCGCAGCCACAUGACGCUGAGAGCCAAUCAUCUGAGAUCAGCAAUACCACAUCACAGCAGGACGCGGACAUUACCGGGGUCUGCCCCCCUCUCAACCCUUUCAUGGUGCCUGUGAAACUUAAAGUGCAGAAAAGUUCCACUUCAAACUGCGUCAGCGUGAAAGAUUCUUUAUUUAAAAAAAAAUUCUUUAUCAUUUCAGACCAGAACAAAAGAACCAAACAUUGGUCAGAUUCAUCCUGGUCUUCUUUACUGAUUUUACUACCUCUUCAGUGUAAAUAAGUCUCGGAGCUCCUCAAAACAUGUGUGUGAAGUUUCUUGUUAUUAAUCCACUCUGAUCCU